UAUUACUCCACUGUAAUGGAACAGCAAGUAAAUGGACAGUUAAUAGAGCCUCUACAGAUCUAUCCGAGAGCCUGCAAGCCUCCUGGGAAACGGAACAUACAUGGCCUGAAGGUAAAUACGCGAGCAGGGUCUGCUAAUAAUAGCAGUUCGGCAGUCUCGGAUUCCCUCCCAAGCAAUAGCUUAAAAAAGUCUUCGGCGGAACUGAAGAAAAUACUUGCCAACGGCCAGAUGAAUGAACAAGACAUACAGUAUCGAGACAUCCUCGGUCAUGGCAAUGGAGGCACGGUCUACAAGGCACAUCACGUCCCUAGUGGAAAAAUACUCGCAGUAAAGGUCAUACCCUUAGAUAUAACACUGGAACUCCAGAAGCAGAUAAUGUCGGAGUUAGAAAUUCUUUAUAAGUGUGACUCAUCAUAUAUCAUAGGAUUUUAUGGUGCUUUUUUUGUAGAAAACAGAAUUUCAUUGUGUACAGAGUUCAUGGAUGGGGGUUCUUUGGAUGUUUAUAGAAAAAUCCCCGAACACGUGCUUGGAAGAAUAGCAGUAGCUGUUGUGAAAGGCCUUACCUAUUUGUGGAGUCUAAAGAUUUUACACAGAGAUGUGAAGCCGUCUAAUAUGUUGGUGAACACGCGAGGCCAGGUGAAGCUCUGUGACUUUGGGGUUAGCACGCAGCUGGUGAAUUCUAUAGCCAAGACGUAUGUCGGAACAAACGCUUACAUGGCGCCUGAGCGGAUUUCGGGGGAACAGUAUGGAAUUCAUUCGGACGUUUGGAGUCUAGGGAUUUCCUUCAUGGAGGUACGCAAAGAUCGUUUUCACGCGCACGUGGCCAGAAUCAAAUUAAGUCCAACACUUUAA
Messenger RNA from Eurypyga helias (sunbittern), 852 nucleotides. RefSeq names its product mitogen-activated protein kinase kinase 5 (gene MAP2K5). The annotation marks the transcript as partial. NCBI's taxonomy places the organism in Eukaryota, Metazoa, Chordata, Aves, Eurypygiformes, Eurypygidae. Gene Ontology annotation, biological process: protein phosphorylation; MAPK cascade. The transcript is spliced from 13 exons. The record is from RefSeq and is a predicted model, not a curated record. Gene Ontology annotation, molecular function: ATP binding; MAP kinase kinase activity.